AUGACAUGCACUGAUGCACAUAAGGUAUCAUGUGCUGAAUUUAUGCUGGUUGGAGCAACAGGCCACCGGUGGGAGUCUGCUUCGCACUCCAGAACAAAAGCACAACAACGCAUUAUGAUUUGGGCACAGUUCAAAGGUGUAAUGAAAAACUACUUUCCCCAAUCACUGAGGGAUUGGAAAGAGGCAGAGUUCCUACUGUUGAAACAAGAAAAUAUGUCACUUGAUGAAUAUGAAAGAAAGCUCGAACAACUUUCUAGGUAUGCUACACACAUUGUGGAAAUCGCACAAAAGAAGGCUAGGAGGUUCAAACUUGUUUUGCGUGCAGAGAUUGGAGGAAUCAUGGCAUCUCAUACGACUACCUAUAGAUCAAGCAAACAAAAUAAAGUUACUUCACGAUGUCCUAAGUGCAACAAGGCACAUCAAGGAAAGUGCUUGUUUGAGAAAAAUGUGUGCUAUCGAUGUGACCAAGAAGGUCAUUUUACCCCGGACUACAAGACAUGUUCACCUAAGAAAGACAAUGUACAGGGCAAGAAAGUGAAAGCCAAAGUCUUUGCUUUAAUCCAGAAAGAGGCAACAGAGGAUCCGAAUGUAAUGGCAGGUUCAGGAGCUACUCAUUCAUUUAUUUCUACCGCAUUUAUUUCUAAAUCAUGUUACAUUCGAUCAAGUACAUCUCCUUGGGGUGCACCGAAUUUGUAUUUGAAGAAGAAGGACGGAUCAAUGAUAUUGUGCAUUGAUUAUAGGGAACUGAACUAA
Molecule: messenger RNA, 753 nt
Organism: Olea europaea var. sylvestris
Lineage: Eukaryota; Viridiplantae; Streptophyta; Magnoliopsida; Lamiales; Oleaceae
Exons: 4
Coding region: 1-753 (250 amino acids)
Source: RefSeq, a predicted model, not a curated record